AUGUUCGUCGGUCCUGAUAGUUCUCUAUUUUUUCUCUUGCCUCCACAGGAUAACGUGGAAAGGGCAGAUGCACUCCAGUUAACGGUGGAAGAAUUUGUUGAGCGCUACGAGAAACCGUACAAGCCUGUAGUGUUACUGAAUGCUCAGGCAGGCUGGUCUGCCCGGGAGAAGUGGACUCUGGAACGCCUCAAACGCAAGUAUAGGAACCAGAAGUUCAAAUGUGGGGAGGACAAUGAUGGCUAUUCUGUGAAGAUGAAGAUGAAAUACUACAUAGAGUACAUGGAGACCACGCGUGAUGACAGCCCGCUCUACAUCUUUGACAGCAGUUACGGAGAGCAUCCCAAGCGUAGGAAACUCCUGGAGGACUACAAAGUGCCCAAAUUCUUCACUGAUGAUCUCUUUCAGUAUGCAGGAGAAAAGCGAAGGCCACCUUACAGAUGGUUUGUGAUGGGCCCACCUCGUUCUGGAACAGGAAUCCACAUUGAUCCCUUGGGAACUAGUGCUUGGAAUGCCUUAGUCCAGGGCCAUAAGCGUUGGUGCCUCUUCCCCACCAGCACUCCCCGAGAGCUGAUCAAAGUGACCCGAGAAGAGGGAGGGAACCAGCAGGAUGAAGCCAUCACCUGGUUCAAUGUCAUCUAUCCUAGGACACAGCUCUCCACCUGGCCCCCUGAGUUCAAACCCCUGGAGAUCUUACAGAAACCAGGCGAGACAGUCUUUGUGCCAGGUGGCUGGUGGCAUGUAGUCCUCAACCUCGACACAACCAUUGCCAUCACGCAAAACUUUGCCAGCUGUACCAACUUCCCUGUCGUGUGGCACAAGACGGUAAGAGGGAGGCCCAAAUUAUCACGGAAAUGGUACAGGAUCUUAAAGCAGGAACAUCCUGACUUGGCAGCAUUGGCUGAUUCAGUUGAUUUACAGGAAUCUACUGGUAUUGCUUCUGAUAGUUCCAGUGAUUCUUCCAGUUCUUCAAGUUCUAGCUCCUCAGACUCCGAUUCAGAGUGUGACUCUGGCUCUGAGACAGAGGGAAUGAUGCAUCGGAGGAAAAAGAGGCGGACGUGUAGCAUGGUGGGGAACGGUGAUACAACGUCCCAGGAUGACUGUGUGAGCAAAGAGCGCAGCUCCUCCAGGAUUAGGGAAUCUUGUGGAGGCCGCACUUACCCCUGAGCGAUAAGAACACCCGUCUAGAGGCAGCUGGCUCCGUUAGCAGCCAGCCAGCUCUGUUCUUCCCCCUUCUGCUCCUAUUUCUCAUGGUCCUUAAGUUUUUAUCACUUCGAUCCAAACAUCUGUCUUCGUUACGUACUGUGGAAGGUUGGCUCCUCGCUAACUUGCAGGGGAAUGCCCCGAUUCUACGUUAUUGUGCAAUGCUUUGUCCCCUCCGCGCCCCAAGUGAGUGCACUAAUUGCCCAGCCUCGGGUAAGGACACGCCAAGUAUUUACUGGCUCACAUAACUGGCAAGGAAGACAACGGUCAGUUUUUAAAGAACUCUUUUAAAAAAAAAAAACAGCAGGUAGAUCUAGAAACCUGCCUUGCUUUGACACUGUCAUAUGUUUACAUGUUGUCCUGUACACUUGAGGAAAGGAACACCAGCCCUCCUGGCCUGUCUGAAUGUCCGACGGAUCUCAUACCGAAAUUUCAGGACGGGAAGGUGGUAGGAAUACUUCAAACACUGAGGUAGCUUCAGUGGAGGUGACCACCUAUCUGAAGCAUCUCUUGUGGUCUUAAUCUACGUGCAUGCAUCUCGACUAGCCUGAGUAGUUGAUAAGGUGCAACACCUUAACCAGCAACAGCCCUUUUACUUUUGCCCUGUGUUGGUGAGUAGUAACAAAAGAUGCACUAGCACCUUGCUACUGAAAGCCUGAGGGAACAGGAGAAUUUUGGGGUUUCUUGCACAGCAAAACAGUCAGCAGUUGCCAGUAGUUACAGCCUUAGGGUGCUGGGGU
Molecule: messenger RNA, 1940 nt
Organism: Tinamus guttatus (white-throated tinamou)
Lineage: Eukaryota; Metazoa; Chordata; Aves; Tinamiformes; Tinamidae
Source: RefSeq, a predicted model, not a curated record